CCUGGCCAGCACCGCAUCAUGGUCGUGCUCGCUUAUGUGUCGAAAAAAUGAUAUAGUCUCCCGGUUCUGUCCCUGGUAUCGGGCGAUCUCACAAACUCCCAGAUCCAUCCUGAGACUCACACACCAGGAUGUCAAAGUACGUGACCAAGUACGUCCCGAGCGGCUCGACCGUCAAGGCGAGGGCAACGUCCCUCAGUGCCUGGGAACUUCCAAAGCAAGAGUCUGCCCUUGCUCCCAAAGAUGUCUGGACCAACGCCGACAUGGACCCUGUGCCUCCAAAGUACCAAACAUGGACACUUUGGACAUGGAUGGCUUAUUGGGCCACCGAUACCAUCAAUUUAGGUACUUGGGAAACCGCGUCGUCCGUUAUCGCUGUCGGCCUGAACUGGCGCGAUGCCAUUCCCAUCAUGGUUGUCGGUACCUCCUGCGUUGCUGUUCCCAUGGUUCUCAACGGUGCGAUCGGAGCUAAACUGCAUAUUCCGUUCUCUGUCAUCGUUCGAUCCAGCUUCGGUUUCUACUUUGGCUAUUUCUGCAUCUUCUCUCGAUGUGUCCUGGCUUGCUUCUGGCUCGGCAUUCAAGGCGCCAACGGUGCUCAAUGUCUCACCAUCAUGCUCACCGCGAUUUGGCCUUCGUACGCGCACAUCAAAAACCAACUUCCAGCCGACGCCGGCAUUACAACGCAAGGCAUGAUCAGCUACUUCCUUUUCUGGAUCAUCCAGCUACCGCUCCUUUUGAUCCCGCCCACAAAAUUGCGAUGGCUCUUCAUCGUCAAGCUGGUUGCCGCUCCCGUCACCGCACUUGCAACUCUUGGCUGGAUCGUGCACAAGGCUGGAGGCAGCGGUGCCAUUUUCAGUCUUCCCGAGACUGUCCACGGCAGCACUCGCGCAUGGUUGUGGCUAUCUUGCAUGUCCUCCGUGACCGGUAGCUGGGCCACCCUUGCGUGCAAUAUUCCCGACUUCAGCCGUUACGCCCGAUCGUCCAAGGGCCAAUACAUUCAACUGCCGUUUCUUCCAGCCAUUUUCACCGUCUGUGGUGUCAUGGGUAUUGUCACGACUUCUGCCUCCAAAGUUGUCUACGGGGAUUAUCUCUGGAACCCUCUGGACAUCAUCGACCAGUGGCUCGGUAGCCACGGUGGCCGCGCCGCAGCUUUCUUCGCCGCACUCUCUUGGUACAUAGCCCAAGUCGGCACCAACAUCACUGCGAACAGUAUUUCAGCCGCCAACGACAUGACAGUCAUGUGUCCCAAGUACAUCAACAUCAAGCGCGGGUGCGUUCUUGCGGCGAUCAUCGGCGGCUGGGUCAUUGUGCCCUGGAAAAUCCUGAGCUCUGCCGAGACAUUCCUAGCCUUCAUGGGCGGAUAUGCCGUGUUUUUGGCCCCGAUGGCCGGAAUCAUCGCCUCGGACUACUGGAUUGUCAAGAGACAGCACAUGGACGUCCCCGCAUUGUACGACCCUCACGGCCGCUACCGGUACAACGUCACAGGCAUCAACUGGCGCGCCAUGCUGGCGUUCUUGCUUGCCGUCUGCCCCAACCUGCCCGGAUUGGCGUACAGCAUCAAUAACAACACCAAAAUCACGAGCGGCGCCAAGAACUUGUAUACUUUCGAUUGGUUGUACGGAUUCCUCGUGAGCAUCUUGGUCUACAGCGUCACGAGCUACAUCUGGAAGCCUUCGAACCAACUCGUGCCCAAGACCGUGUACGGCAUUCCGCAGGACCCCGCGGACGAGGAAGCCUACGAGGAGCAGUAUGAUGAGAAGGUGCUCAGGCGGGAUAGUCUGGUCGGCAAUCCCAAGGGAUUUUCAAAUGUAGGUGGGAUCGACAACAUGGCGAGUGCGUUGCACUUGAGGAAGUCUGUUGAUGAAACUGCCAGGGAGAGCAUCGAGGUCAGGAGGGCCAGUAGGGCCAGCCAAGGUGGACAAGGCCCUCAUCCACCAGGGACGGUGCCAAGUCAUCUGAGGGGCGUGGAUCAGCAGGUGUUGGAUGAGAAAUUGGCAUGAAAAACUUACCCAAGGUAGUUGUACAAUACCCUUCCGAAGAAAGUCAAGACUUGAAAAGAAGUCCAGGGGUGGAGUUCCUGGAUGGUGUUGUGAUAUGAGCGAUUCCUGGGAUCGGUCGUGAACAGGGAGGAUCUUGACCGUGCUGAGAGUGUAUGUUAGAUUUCAAAUGUGCCCGGCUGAUUGGAUGUUGAUGUUGGUGUCGAUUGUGACGAGAUGAGACGAAUUGAUACCCUCACUAUAGCCUUAUAGAGAGCUCAACUGUAUGGGAUUCUGCGGCGUUUGAUCACAUUCGACAUUCGCUGUUCCGAGGAGACCCCAUAAGAAAGGACAAGGGAAUGAGCGACACUGUCAAUGUCGUGGCUGCUCACCAUGUCGGCUUUACUGGUGAAUAAGCAUCUUCUCGCCGUUGGUGUCAUAUCGCCCGCCAUCUUUGA
Exophiala xenobiotica is the source of this 2431-nucleotide messenger RNA. RefSeq lists its product as uncharacterized. Gene Ontology annotation, cellular component: plasma membrane. Gene Ontology annotation, molecular function: nucleobase transmembrane transporter activity. The coding region runs from base 129 to 1997 and encodes 622 amino acids. The record is from RefSeq and is a predicted model, not a curated record. Gene Ontology annotation, biological process: transmembrane transport; nucleobase transport. The transcript is spliced from 3 exons. Lineage: Eukaryota; Fungi; Ascomycota; Eurotiomycetes; Chaetothyriales; Herpotrichiellaceae.